Molecule: messenger RNA, 1230 nt
Organism: Mesorhabditis spiculigera
Lineage: Eukaryota; Metazoa; Nematoda; Chromadorea; Rhabditida; Rhabditidae
Source: the annotation of a GenBank genome assembly
AUGGAGACGACGACAAUCGAGGACUUCGAAGUCCCGUCGACAUCAACGUCACCUCCCGAUUUUCUGGUGGCAAUGGAGACGGCGUGUGAUAUAUGCACAGGGCCGGGGGCUACGCUACACUACGGGGCAAUGACGUGCGGAUCAUGUAAAGUCUUCUUCCUGCGCACAUCAAUGGCCAAGAAAGUAUUUCUCUGCGAGCGUGGCGGGCACUGUGAAAUACCACGAGAUCGAUGUCGGGCGUGCCGUUUCCAGAAAUGCUUGAAGAUGGGUAUGAAUCCGGAAGCUGUCGGCCGCCGAAAACAACUAAUAUUAAGCGGAAAGGAAAAAGCUGAAGAUCGACUGCCCGAUCUAUCGAUAGUACCCUAUUUUAAUGAGAAAUCAGCAGCCCGGUCGAGGAGUUUCCACGCGGAACUCGGAAAACUCGAUGACGCCUCGAAAAUUGCGUUUCAUUUGCUGGGAGUAGAGAGGUUUUGCGACAACGACACGGGCCAAUUCUCGACGUUCUCAACGUUUAAUGUGAAUUUGGACGUGGAGCUGGCGGAAGCGUUGCAAUUCCCUGGGAAAAUGAGCUGGGUGGAAGAGUUGCGAAUCUGUGCCGGAGACGUGCCCCUCUUCUGCCAAUUAUACUGCCGGAUUACGGUACAUGCCCUCGAUUGGGUCGUUUCGCUCGAUGAGAUCUGGAUGAUGUCCGAUCGGGAUCGGGUGCGUCUCAUAGCAAGUCAAGCGCCUACGAUUGUCAUCGCCACCCUCGUUUACAAUACAUACAAAUACAAAGCUCUCGGCGUUCUGUUUUGCCAUGGGUUUCAGCUGUUCCGCUCCGAGUCGAAAUCCAGCGAUGGCGGAAGUGGUGACUACACGUCGGUGAUGGUCGACUUUGCCCACCAAAAGAUCAUCUCCGUCUUCAAGGAGGUGUGCAUCACCGAGGGAGAAUAUGCCAUCCUCAAAUGCGCCACAUUCUUCACGGCCGUGGGCGUUAGCCUAUCGGAUGAGGCGGCGGAAAUCGCGCGGAACGCCCGGAGGAGAUACGAAUAUUUGCUGUUAAAGUUAAUCGAAGACGAGAAGCCGAACUUCUCGCCGACGGCCCGCGUCCUCCGCGCCUCAAAAUUGCUCAGCGUCGUACCGUCGAUUAUUCGACUCGGCAUCAUCGACACGCAGUAUUUGGGGCAGAUGGCCUCGUUCAAUAUGGAAGGCAUGAAGGGCCGGCUGUCUUAUGAUUUUCAUCUCAGCUCU